AUGGAAUUUAUUCGAAAUAAUUUUCUGUUAAAAUUACCGAAAUACCCCCGUUCUCCCCCAAUCGAAAUACCCUCUUUCACGCCGUUAGGUUCAUUCCCUUCACAACCUUCAACUGAGAGAAGAGCUGCGACCUUUCUCCUAUCUCCGCUCCAGACUUCCUAUCGCCGGCGCCGGCUACGGCUACUGCUCCUUCAUCUGGAAUUAGACUCCUAA
Messenger RNA from Lactuca virosa, 213 nucleotides. The record is from the annotation of a GenBank genome assembly. NCBI's taxonomy places the organism in Eukaryota, Viridiplantae, Streptophyta, Magnoliopsida, Asterales, Asteraceae.